UUUUGUUGCUUGCUCCCCUCUCUCUCUUCUCUACAAUUUGGCAUCAAAGGGAAGCGACGAAUGUACGAUGCAUCAACGUGAGAAUAGUUUGCUCUCAAUUGAAACUGAAGCAAAGCAAACAACUUUAUUAUUGAAAAAAAAAAAGUUUGUUUAAUGGGUUCCCACCAAAAUGGAGCCUGAUGUCUGAUGCUCUUUACGUACAUAAAAACAAAGCGACCUCUGAAGCUUCCUUCUUAACGAACUCCAAAAGAAAACCUUUUUUCUUUUUAAUUCAUAUAUAAAAAAGACUCGAGCUUUGGAGCUUUCUUUAAUGGCGGUAGCCGCAGCAGCAGCAGCCUUUCAGGCAGACUGUAUAUUUUGCCAGAUCGCCUCCAAAUCCACAUCCACCACUAUUCUCCAUUCUGAUGACAAAGUUGUUGCCUUUCCGGACAUUAACCCUUCUGCUUUCAGGCAUUACUUGAUUAUUUCUGUGGCACAUAUUCCUACUGUUAGAGAUCUUCAGAGGAAAGCUGAAGACUAUUUUUUGGUGAGUCACAUGUUAGAAGUGGGGCAAACGCUAUUGGCGCGAGAUGCACCUCAAUGCAAGUACAGGUUUGGGUUUCACCAGCCUCCAAUGAACAGUGUCAACCAUUUACACCUUCAUUGUCAGGCACUGCCCUACACACCCAGAUGGAAAUGUAUGAAAUACUUGUCCUUUGGAUCACUUGGAUUUAUUGAAGCUGACAAGUUAUUGGAGAAGCUCAAGCCUUGAUUCGCCUUUACUUUACAAAGCAAAUUUGUUGUAAUUGAUAUCUAAACACGGAAAUAUCGAGCAUUCAAGUCAAUAUCACCUAUUACUUUGCAGCUCCACAAAAUAAGUAUGUGUUACGUUGGAAGUGUUUGUAAAUCUUACCCGCAGGGUUCUUUCUCCUAUACCUAGUAUGAUCCAUAUUCACGAUGCUUGAGAUCUAAUAACAUUGUCAACACAUCUCGGCUACUUCUAUACCAGUUAAUGAUACUUGAUGCUCAUUGAAAUGUUACAACAGUGCUUAUGAAAAAUGUUAAUUCCAUUGUUUAGA
Messenger RNA from Morus notabilis, 1058 nucleotides. RefSeq names its product bifunctional adenosine 5'-phosphosulfate phosphorylase/adenylylsulfatase HINT4. Gene Ontology annotation, molecular function: catalytic activity. NCBI's taxonomy places the organism in Eukaryota, Viridiplantae, Streptophyta, Magnoliopsida, Rosales, Moraceae. The record is from RefSeq and is a predicted model, not a curated record. The transcript is spliced from 6 exons. Bases 311 to 751 code for a protein of 146 amino acids.